Molecule: messenger RNA, 1912 nt
Organism: Periophthalmus magnuspinnatus
Lineage: Eukaryota; Metazoa; Chordata; Actinopteri; Gobiiformes; Gobiidae
Product: twist-related protein 2-like
Exons: 2
Coding region: 310-939 (209 amino acids)
Biological process (GO): regulation of transcription by RNA polymerase II; developmental process
Molecular function (GO): RNA polymerase II transcription regulatory region sequence-specific DNA binding; protein dimerization activity; DNA-binding transcription factor activity, RNA polymerase II-specific
Source: RefSeq, a predicted model, not a curated record
CUUUUAAAAAGUCCGAUUCUAGUUUGUUGUCUCACAUGCAGCUGGGCGAGUGGGGCCGGAGCGCGGUCUGGUGUGCAGAUGCUGGAAAAAAAAACUUCAACAGUUCCACGUGUGGGUGAAGAAAGCUGCCACAGCGAUCCAGAAAUCCCUUUGCACGGGAUAUGAUUUAUCACUGACACUUGGACAACCUUGAAGAAGAUAACGGCUACGCAACAGCACGAGUUCUCCAAGUAUUUUUUGAGAGACUGUGCGGACAAGAAGAAGAAGAAUUGAACUUAACGCGACAGGUACUGGCAAAGAAAAUUAAGCAUGCGAGAAGAGGUCAAGUCCAUGGAUGUCCACUCAGAAGGUCAGGUGGUCUCCAGGGCAGAGAUUAAGGCGAGACAACCCUCUAACACCUGUCCGGUCGUCGUGGCAACACCUGGACUCAACGCACGCAAGCGGCAAACAGGAAGCCAAGAUCAUGUGACAGCCAUGCCCGUAUCUAACGAGGGCAAACCAGGGCAAGACAGCGUUCAGAUUUACACACCUAACGGACCCAAAAGAAUCAAGAGAAGUCCUCAGCAUCGCUCACCUUCUUCUGGUCCGUCCCUCUCGCCUGUCCCCGGUCCCAGCCCCGGAGGUUUGGGAUCCCUGGAAGACUCCCACACCCAAAGAGUCAUCGCCAACAUUCGCGAACGGCAACGGACGCAAUCCUUGAACGAAGCCUUCGCCUCUCUGCGUAAAAUCAUCCCAACACUGCCGUCUGACAAACUGAGCAAGAUCCAAACACUCAAGCUAGCGUCACGUUACAUUGACUUCUUAUAUCAAGUUCUCCAAAGUGACGAGAUGGACAGCAAGUUAACUGGGUGCAACUACCUGGCUCACGAAAGACUUAGCUAUGCGUUUUCAGUGUGGAGGAUGGAAGGAGCUUGGUCGUCCAUGUCAGCUGGACACUAGUGAUUAGCCAAAUUUGAUCAUGUUAUUGAUUUGCUGACUGGACAAUGUGACGCAGAAGGUUGUAACUAUUGAGACUUUUAACGCCAAAAUGUAUAUGUAAAAAAAAAAUCUAUGUUUCGAUCUUACUUGAGAUAAUUGUUAUGAACUUUGAGACCAUAUACAACAAUGGUAUAUUUGGGCAAACUGACACUACUUGAUCAUCAUAUAGAAAUCCAGAGAUGCACAUUUUGAACAGAAAACUCAAACUUGGAGUAAGCAAGCAAGACCUCUGGCAAAUCCCUGACUAUUCCAACUCUUUUUUCCAAGUUACUUUAUGGAUCCCCGACCACCUCUGAACUCUAAAGACUGUGGAAAAAGCAUCCGUGGGCAGCAAACUCCACUCUCUUCUCUCCUUUUUCUAAAAAACCCGAACCAAGCCCCUUUGUUUCUUGCAGUGCCAAAAAAAAACUCCUCUGCUGAAUUCUUUCCUCUCGUUCUGGCCCUAUUCUGCUAGCCUUGCACGAAACGCCGAUACAGCCCUGCACUCCGGCGCGCUGACGAGGAGGCGUAAUGAAAACAAACGAUUACGAAAAGCCAUGAAUCACCGGUGUCACCAUCAAAGAGGAAGCUGAUGCGGCUCCCUGCUGCGCUCCCAUAAACCACUGGGAGCGAUGGAGGAGAUGCUAAAGUCACUGCGUCCUCACAAACAAAUGUGCUUCGAUUCUUCUGCUGUAAUGGACCGCUGCAAAUGGAACUAUUUAUGGACUUCAAAGGCCUCUGACAAAUAGUUGCCCGCAUGUGGAAAGACGACAUGUUUGGCCCAAAACGCAGCCAAACCGACAUCCUGGGAGAAAAUACCAAAGUUCUGUGGAGGACUUUGAUAUAAAGUUUCAUGAUCAUCAAUGCUGUUGUGGUUGUGUGGACUGGAGCAGCCAUUUUGUGCCAUUCCAUUAACUCAAAUAAGUAAAUAAAAUAUAUAAAAUAUUUUAAGUCA